Molecule: messenger RNA, 2697 nt
Organism: Pediculus humanus corporis (human body louse)
Lineage: Eukaryota; Metazoa; Arthropoda; Insecta; Psocodea; Pediculidae
Product: arsenite-resistance protein, putative
Exons: 15
Coding region: 1-2697 (898 amino acids)
Biological process (GO): primary miRNA processing; mRNA processing
Cellular component (GO): nuclear body
Molecular function (GO): nucleic acid binding
Source: RefSeq, a predicted model, not a curated record
AUGGGGGACAGCGAUGAUGAAUAUGAUCGUAAAAGGAGGGAUAAAUUUAGAGGAGAAAGAACUGAAAGUUAUUCUCGAGAUAGUCGAAGAGGUUCCUCGAGUGAUAGCCGAAGAGAUGAAUGGAACGAAAGGUGGGCAAAUGGCAUUCUAUCCGAGUCUCCGAUAGGGAGUGGUAGACAAGUAUCUAGAUCGACCAGAGGUGAAUAUAGGGAAUAUAGAGGUGGUUCUACUAGGGAAAGAUAUUCUCCUGCACCACCAGUGAAGAGGUACAAAGCUGAUGGUUGGGAUGAUAGAAGGUAUGCAGGUGCUGAUUAUGCACCCUAUGGGGGACCAUGGGGCCAUGAAUAUGGUGCCAGCGAACGAUAUGCAAAUGCUCAUCCGAGGGAACCUGCUCCGACUGGCGGAUUGGAAACUCAACCAGCUAUGAUGUCUUUCAAAGCAUUUCUCCAAUCUCAAGAUGAUACGAUAACAGAUGAAGAAGCAAUGACAAAGUAUAAUGAGUACAAACUAGAAUUUAAAAGACAACAACUCAAUGAAUUUUUUGUAGCCCACAAAGACGAGGAAUGGUUUAAAAUAAAAUACCAUCCGGAAGAAUCGGUAAAGAGAAAAGAAGAACAAUUGGCUGCGCUAAAGAAUCGAGUGGCCAUAUUUAACGAAUUUUUGGAAAAAGGUUUAAUCGAUAGCGUACGUUUGGACGGAGAUCAAAGCGAAGCAUUAAUUAGAUUGAUGGAUUGCGUUGUUGUCAGAUUGGAGGGUGGAAACGAAAUGGAUUUAAAAGCUCUCGAAACUCCAGAAACUGCUCCCGCUCCUCAAAAUAAAGUUAAAGAAGUUGAACCUGUUCCCGAAGAGAAACCAUUUGUUUUAGAAGAAAGUGACGAUGAAAAAGAAAAGAAAAAAGAUAAUGAUGAUAACAAACCGAUAGAACCAAUGCAAAUCGAUAUUGAUCAAGAACAAGUCGAACUUCAAAAUCAAGCGAAAGAAUUUUCAAAGCAAAACGUACAGGAGGAAGAGGAGGAGGAGGAGGAGGAGGAGGAUGAGGAGACGACGGAUAAUAAUAAGGGAGAAAAACCCGUGACGACGGAAGAGAAGAGGAAUAAAAGAAAAAGAGAAUAUGAUUUUGAAAGUGGGAGCGAAAGCGAAGAAGAGAAUAAUAAACCGAUAAAAAAUGAACCUCCUCCUCCGGGAGAGGAAGCGGAUAAAUCGGGAAAUGGAGAAAGUAAAAAGAAAAACGAAUUCGAUUCGGAAGGGGAGGGUGAAAGCGAGUCUCAAAACAACAGGCAAGAAAAUUCUGAGCCUGACAAAGAUGAAAAAUCCGAGGAUAAGGAGGAAAGCGUCGUGGAUAAAGAGGAAAAAGAAGAACGGGAAAACGAAUUGAUGGAAGUUGAAAAUCGUAGGCGAGACCUACAUAAAACUUCUAGUAUAUUUUUGAGAAAUUUAGCUCCGACAAUAACCAAAGCCGAAGUCGAGGGAAUGUGCAAAAGGUAUCCGGGUUUUUUAAGAGUUGCUUUAGCGGAACCACAGGCGGAACGAAGGUGGUUUAGACGAGGAUGGGUCACUUUUGAACGACACGUUAACAUAAAAGAAAUUUGUUGGAAUUUGAAUAAUAUUCGGUUAAGAGAUUGUGAGUUAGGAGCCAUCGUCAAUAAAGAUCUCACUCGACGAGUUAGAACGGUUAAUGGUAUAACAUCUCACAAACAAGUCGUGCGACACGACAUAAAACUCGCAGCUAAAAUGACUCACACGUUAGAUGCCAGGAAUAAUCUAUGGACUGAACCUAGCGAAAAUGGAUUGGAGGGAGGAGAAGCUGCUCAAAGCUUCGGUCUCGUGUCCAACAAUCCAGUUUUGCGUAACAUAACCGAUUAUUUAAUUGAAGAAGCUUCUGCCGAAGAGGAAGAGUUGUUGGGAACGACGCAAGCCGAAGAUGGCGGUCAAACGGAAGAUGCAUGUACAAUCGAAAGAGAUGAUUCGUUGAUAAAAGUCCUGGAUCGAUUGCUGUUGUACCUUCGAGUCGUUUACUCCGUGGACUAUUACAAUCAUUGUGAAUAUCCGCAAGAGGAUGAAAUGCCCAACAGAUGUGGACUCAUUCACGCGAGAGGCCUCGCUCCAACUACCAAAGUCUCGCAACAAGAAAUUCUAGACUAUUGCAAGCAAUUCGAAACGAAAAUAUCGACUCUCGUCACGCCCAAUCAAGUCUUGUCCCCGCCGGAACUGGCAAAAUUGGGAGCGAAAGACCCGGACAAAGAAGUGGAAAAAUUUAUUCAAGCCAACACGCAGGAAUUGUCCAAAGACAAAUGGUUGUGUCCGCUGUCGGGUAAAAAAUUCAAAGGACCGGAUUUCGUGAGGAAACACAUACAGAAUAAACACGCGGAAAAAGUUCAAGAGGUUGUAAAAGAAGUUGAAUAUUUUAAUAAUUAUUUAAUGGAUCCGAAACGGCCGCAGUUAGCCGAGCAUCCUGGUAACAAAGCACCCGUGAGAAGAGAGCCGGAACCGUUUAAUCCUCCCACUCAAGGCCCUCCAUCUUAUGCUCCGCACUACGCACCUUACGGGUAUCCUCCUCGUGGUGGAUUCUACGGUUACAGCAUGAGAGGAAUGAGGGGAGCUUUUCGGGGAAGGGGAGGACCUCCGGCACAAGAUUUUCGUCAAGUGAUACAUUAUAGAGAUUUGGAUGCUCCGAGAGAAGCCGAAGAAUUUAUAUAA